AGUUGUUUUUUUGUGCGCUGAAGGAGCUGCAGAGAUUUGGGUUCCUCCUGGAGGGCUUCUCUCUCUCCUCCCCUUGUUUGUCUGUUUUUCACAUCCCAGCUCUCCCUCACUGGCCCCGGAGCUUUGCAGCCAGUUGGGCACUUUUGUAGAUUUUUAAAUAUAUAUAUCUGUUUUAUUCAGGCAGGCAGCCAGGAGCUGCUGUGCAGUCAAGUUUUUGAGGUUUUAUCAUCCCCAGAAAAUCAGCUCCUAUGAGAACUUUCAGCCUUUUAUCCUCAGAGCGCGGGGAGGAGACAGCGGCGUUCUAGAUAGGCCGGCGGAGCGUCGCCUUGUUGUUGUGGUGGUGGUGGUGGUGGUGGUGGUGUGUGUGUGUUUUUCUUGGUUCGCUAUGCUGUUACUUGAAAAUCAGGUCAGUGUCAGUGUCUUCAGGUCUGUCGCGGAUCCUCCUGAUGAGCCGAGCCGAGCCGCCGCUGCAAUCUCCCCCCAGGUGCAGCUGGCUCUCACCGCCGUCUACACGGCUCUCUACUCGCUGCUCUUCUUUUUCGUUUACUCCCAACUUUGGCUCAUCCUGCACUACGGACACAAGCGCCUGAGCUACAGGAGCGUCUUCCUCUUCCUCUGCCUGCUGUGGUCAGCGCUGAGGACGACGCUCUUCUCCUUCUACUUCAGGAACGUGCCUCAGGCCAGCCAGCUGCAGCCUCUGCCCUUCUGGCUCCUGUACUGCUUCCCAGUAUGCCUGCAGUUCUGCACCCUCUGCCUGCUCAACCUGUAUUUCGCACAGAUGAUGUGUAAAGCCAAAGCUAAAUAUUCUCCAGAGCUCAGCAAAUACAAGAUGCCCCUGCGGCUGGCCUUCUUUCUGGUCAGCGUCUUCUUCUUAGUGGUGAACGUGACGUGCUCGCUGGUGGUGCAGAUUGACACCACUGUGGAUGCAGUCAAGGCCAGACACAUCACUCUGGCACGAGUGCUGAUUAACGACAGUCUCUUCGUGCUCUGUGCCAUUUCACUGGCCACCUGCAUCUGCAAACUGGCCAAGAUGUCCUCCGCCAACGUCUAUCUGGAGUCCAAGGGGACGUCAGUGUGCCAGGCUACGGCCACCGGAGCAGUCGUGGUGCUGCUCUACACCUCCAGAGCCUGCUAUAACCUGGCUGUGGUGGCCGUCUCGCCGAAGGACAAAGCCACACCCUUCAGCUAUGGCUGGUACAGCUUCUCUGAUCAGGUUGAUGUGGAGAAGGUCAGCGGUGAGGCCUACGUGGUCUUUGGGAUCGUUCUGUUUUUCUGGGAGUUUGUCCCCACCACUCUGCUCGUGAUGUUCUUCAGAGUGCAGCGGCCCAAUCAGAACCUGGCACCCGGUGGUAUGAUCACUAGUCACAGUUUCAACUCCAGGGCGUAUUUCUUUGACAACCCGAGGCGUUACGACAGUGACGAUGACCUGUCCAGAAGCGUCAACUCCAGAGGAGAAAGGGGCAGUAGUAUGAUUUCAUCAGCACCCCAGAUGGGCCCCAGUUGGUACGGCUCCAUCCAGCGGACGGGCAGUCUCACCGGGGCGUCCCACCUGUUCAGCGGGCCCCAGACGUCCACCGCCCCUCUGCUCCUGGCCUACGGCAACAUCCAAACCAGCCAGCACCAUAACUACUACUCCACCCCCCAGGACUACUACUCAACCCCCCAGAGCCAUUACAUCACCCCACAGAUCUGAGCCUGACGCUGCACAUCUCUCUCUCUCUCUCUCUCUCUCUCUCCCCUUCUCUUCAGUCUGGAUCGGAGUUUAACUCAGGCAGUGAGCAGGCCAAGCCGCUUUGAGGACCCCGCAGGGACCGAAUGACCAUUUUUAGUGUGGUCACGCUCCUUCUAUUCCAAUUAAUCCACCCACCCACCUCCCUGCCUCUAUCCGAGCCAGCCAGCCAGUGGUAGCCAUGGCAAUGACUGCAGGAGGCUGCGAUUCAUUCAAAAGGGACCAGACAAGAAAAAGGGGUGGCGAGGAGGUCAGCUGGUGCUGCUUUUAACCCGUAAUGUUCCUUAUUUUCAGUGUUUGCUACUUCCUUUCACAUUUCUGUGAUCAUCCAGCUGGUCCGAAUUAUGAAACGGACCAAUCCUGAUUGUUUUCUCCAAAGAGAGGCCCCCCAUCUUCUCCUGAGACAGCCCCCUUAACUUCUGUGGGCUCUGCACAGUGGAUUGUAGCCCUCUGCACACAGACUCCCCUCUGUGAGUUGGGUGCUAAUUUGCCUUAUUUGCACUUAAUAGAGGCCCAUGUCUCAUAUUCAGAUGAAUAUAGAGUGAAGAGAGGCCUGAAUGUAGUGGUUGGUCUCUAUAUUUUGGCCUAGGAUUAUUAUUAUUAUUAUUAUUAUUAUUAUUAUUAUUGUCCCCCUAAACUACAAGCUGGAGACUUAAAGACCCUGGCACGUUUCAGGGCCUCAGAGGUGCUUAUGGUACUAUGACCUAACGUGCACUGAGAUGUGAAGUGUGGUUAGAAAGGAAAGGUCUCUCAGACUCCUGACUUUCCCUGGAACUGUGUGAAAGAGGAACGGGCCACUUUUUUGCCAAAGAGCAAAGGCGUAAGGAGUUGGCCUCAACUGCGCUUUAGACGAGAUGCUGUCUCGACCUCCUACACAGAAGAAUGGAGCGUCACACAGACGGAAAAGAAGAAAGACGGAGAUGGCAUGUUUUGGGAAUGCUGCAGAUUGGUCUAUCCAUGCUAAGCCCUCAAACGGCUACUGUUGCGAGGUUGGACAAGCUUUACAAUUAAUUGCCACAUUAAUAAUUGCGAUUAACAAUUUAAUUGCCUUAUUUUGUUGAUUAUGCACAACCAUUAAAGUACAAGCUUAAUGUAGCCAAAUUGGCUGAUCUCUCCUCCUAGCUAUCUAUACUUAGUAGCUCCCAGUUGACAAGAAACACAGCUCCAGCUCAAAUAAACAAACCUUACUCACCACCGCCCUCUAAAGGUGUAAUAAACAUCAAAUAAUUACAAACAUUACUCACCACCGCCCUCUAAAGGUGUAAUAAACAUCAAAUAAACAAACCUUA
Pygocentrus nattereri (red-bellied piranha) is the source of this 3018-nucleotide messenger RNA. RefSeq names its product G protein-coupled receptor 137c (gene gpr137c). Gene Ontology annotation, biological process: positive regulation of TORC1 signaling. Lineage: Eukaryota; Metazoa; Chordata; Actinopteri; Characiformes; Serrasalmidae. The record is from RefSeq and is a predicted model, not a curated record. The coding region runs from base 386 to 1693 and encodes 435 amino acids. The transcript has 7 exons. Gene Ontology annotation, cellular component: lysosomal membrane.